Hypomesus transpacificus is the source of this 2525-nucleotide messenger RNA. Its product is annotated as inositol-trisphosphate 3-kinase A. Bases 552 to 2195 code for a protein of 547 amino acids. The transcript has 7 exons. Gene Ontology annotation, molecular function: inositol tetrakisphosphate kinase activity; inositol-1,4,5-trisphosphate 3-kinase activity. NCBI's taxonomy places the organism in Eukaryota, Metazoa, Chordata, Actinopteri, Osmeriformes, Osmeridae. Gene Ontology annotation, cellular component: cytoplasm; nucleus. The record is from RefSeq and is a predicted model, not a curated record. Gene Ontology annotation, biological process: inositol phosphate biosynthetic process.
GAGAGAGAGAGAGAGAGAGAGAGAGAGAGAGAGAGAGAGAAGGAGAGAAGGAGAGAGAGAGAGAGCGACAGAAAAUGUUCUUAAUACAAUCGAGCCUGCAGGUUCCUGGUCACACAAGGGUGUUUUGUAAACUUGCAUGCAAAAUAUGUAUAACACGGGAAGAGAGAGCAGCUAAAACAACCACUGGCAGUUAGACACGACAACACUUUUACAUGAACCUGUCAAGGGGGUGUUGCCAUGCUGAGAAGGUAGGAUACAUGUACAUGUGGGAUUUGUAUCAAUAUUUUAGUUUUGGUCAAAAACUUGGUCUUGUGUUGGAAACUAUGUGGAAAGUUCAUGGAUGUCUUUUCGCUGAUCUCUUUUGAUUCCAUAGCUUUGGAGGAAGGGCUGAAGCAGGGGUCGGAUCAGUAUAAUUCAUACAUGUGAUGCCACACCAGACAUAUGUGAUAUCUUAAAGGAUAUAUUACUCUCGGAAUAGACUUACACUUAUCUUUGAAAAUAAACUGUCUAAUUGCAUGACGUUUAUCUGUGUGAGAUAAUGUUUCACUAAAAUGGAGACAAACUCCCCACUACUCCCUACCAUGGAGGACAAGAGGGAUGGAGAGAACGAAUGCAAAGAAUCAGCGGAUGUUUCAAUGGAAGGACACUUGUCUAAUGGAGCUGUUGGAGAGGACUGUAAAGUUGGACCUAUGAAGGACGUCAGCCAAGGUUUGACAAUCAGAGGCAGUUUGUCUGGUGCCACGGGUAAGCUGAGGGAGAGAUGUCGAGAGAAGAAGCGAGAGAAGUUGGGAGGGAGCAUGGGGAACGAAAGAGAAGCAGGAGAGAGAAAAUUUAGUAAAAUGACAAGGAGCAAACUGGGCAAAAGGCUGGAGAGACAGAGGACGGGCGAAGAAAUACUCGAAGAGGAGGAGAGAGAAAGAGACAAAGUUACAGAUGGAGCAACGGAGGGGAGAUGCACAACAGAUUCAGGGAUGGAGGUAGAGAGAGAAGGAGAUGUAGGGAUGGAGGGAGAACAGGACGAAAGGAGGAAUCCCUGGAAGCCUUCACCCCAUCCCAUUCUCUCCAGGAUGCUCUUGCACUCUUCCACUGCCUCAUCCACCACUUCAUCCUUCAAUGCGUCCUCCGCAGAGAGUGACGAGGUGUUCAGCGAGGACGAGGACGUAGCAGCCAGGAGGAACACCAUAAGGAAGUGCCGCUCCUGGAGGACUUUCCUGACCAUGAUGCAUUGGUCCAUCCGUCGACAGAGCUCUUGGGUCCAGCUGGCUGGUCAUCAAGGUAACUUUCAGCUGGGUGAGGGAGGUGAGGUGCUGAAGCUGUUUAGUGAAGUGGAGGCUACCUGUCUGCAGGCCCUGAUGGCCGAUCCCCUGCGCCUGUUUGUGCCACAGUACCACGGUGUGAUCACCAGAGCGGGACUCAGGUAUCUUCGCCUGGAGGAUCUGCUGACUGGCCUCAAGAACCCUGUCAUCAUGGACUGCAAGAUGGGUGUGAGGACUUACCAGGUAGAGGAGUUGCAUAAAGCACGCACCAUGCCUACUUUACGGACUGAUAUGUACCAGAAAAUUGUGAAAGUAGACCCCACAGCACUCUCAGCGGAAGAACAUGAGCAACAAGGUGUGACAAAGUGGCAUUACUUGCAGUGGAGGGAUGCUACCAGCUCCUCAUCCACUCUAGGCUUCAGGAUUGAGGGCAUUAUGAUGGAGAAUGGCAAAGUACAGAGGGACUUCAGGAGGAAGAUGUCAUCUGCUCAGGUCACUGAGGCCCUCCUCUCUUUCACCAAGAGCCAGCAGGACAUCCUGAGAGCCUACUACUCCAGACUCCAGGCCCUGGCUGAAACCCUGAGGGAGUCGCCAUUCUUCAAAACUCAUGAGGUCAUUGGCAGUUCCCUCCUUUUUGUUCAUGACAACAGUGGCAAGGCCAGUAUCUGGAUGAUUGACUUUGGCAAAACCACCCCAGUGCCCAGUGGCCACCAUCUCACACACAAUGUCCCAUGGGCCGAGGGGAACCGGGAGGACGGGUACCUUAUCGGGCUAGCCACCCUCACAUCCUCACUGGGCCAGGCCAUCACCCAGGCCUGCCCUGAAGAGGUGGAGCAUAGCAGUGGGGGGAUGGAUACAUGCAUUCAUCUGCAGGAACACUCAGAGGAGCAGGAACACAGAGAUGAGCACCUUUACAUUCAGGAGCACAAUCCCAAUUAAAUCUGCAACUGAGCAGAGUCCAAGCAGUGUUUGAUACUUGACUGUUCAGAGUCCUUACAUUGGAUUUGCACUCAGACUGUGUAACUGGAGUUGAUGGCUAAUAAUGUGAGAAUUAUGACGUUAUCAUUAUAGUUUAUUACUACCUCAAUAUUUUUUUAUUGACAUACUAUGUUCUCAAUUCAUUUACAGUCAACAUUCUUUUUCACUUCUAUGAUUGGGACCAAGGUCAUAGCCAUGGAAUCAACAUUGGGGGGACUAAUAUUUUUUUUAAUGAUAAUUCCGAACAGCGUGCGUGGUUGCCUGUCGUAGCGUAGCACAUUUAUAUUUCUA